GCACCUGCCUCUGCUUUCCAGAGUGGCGAAUAGACGGCCAAUAAUUUGCUCCUCAGAUACCCGGGAACAUCAGAUCGAUCGUAGGGAGCCCAUAUUAGAUCUUUGUAAAGACUAAGGCAAUUUGUCAAAAUGGCGACUCCCGUGUCCACACCGGCUUCAGGCAAGAAGCAGGUUCCGCCCGGGAAGCGAAUGCACUCCCAGCAAUCCAUAGAGAAACUCUGGAAACCUUUCAGAUGCCCUGGAUCAUCGACCCCGAGUCCCGCAGCCAAUCGACCUGCCAGGAAGAAGAGAAAGGUCGACUAUGGUGGCGCAGAUGGCGAUACAGACGCAGGUGCAGACAAGCCGUACACAAAUACCGAUCGAUUAGCCCUGGCAAACCGCGACGCCAACAAAUUUCCUGUCUUCCAAGCGAAGGAUAAGGACAAGGUCUUUAGAAAAGCCUUCGCCAUUCCUCUUCUCAACAAGAACACCACAGCUUACAACCCGAAUCGACCGCCUCCGACUUUAGGCUUGAGGCAAGGAGCCGUUUUCAUCGCAAAACCAUUACACGACCCAAGUGGAGAGUUCGCAAUUGUCCUGUACGAUCCGACUGUUGAUGACAAGCCGAAAGCUGCGCCGCCCAAAGAAGCCAAGCUAAAGGACAUCCCAUCUAAGACAGCGCUUGAUGCACCCUUGAUGCACAAGAGCCUUUCCGAAAUCUUGGGCAUCAAGAAGAAAGUCGAAGGUGAACACCCACGCGUGCCGGUUGUCAUCGAUCCAAGGCUUGCCAAGGUUCUACGUCCACAUCAGGUUGAAGGUGUCAAGUUUAUGUACAGAUGCGUGACGGGCAUGAUUGAGGAGAAGGCCAAUGGCUGCAUCAUGGCAGAUGAAAUGGGUCUCGGCAAAACGCUCCAAUGCAUCACCCUUCUUUGGACUCUGUUGAAGCAAUCGCCGGAUGCUGGAAAGAGCACAAUCCAGAAGGCCAUUGUUGCGUGUCCCUCCAGUCUAGUCCGCAACUGGGCCAACGAAUUAGUCAAGUGGUUAGGGGCUGAUGCCGUCACCCCAUUUGCUAUCGAUGGCAAAGCAUCGAAAGAGGAAUUAACACGACAACUACGCCAAUGGGCUAUCUCCACUGGCCGUGCUGUCACUCGCCCGGUCAUCAUUGUUUCUUACGAAACCCUUCGGUUGAACGUCGAGGAGCUGAAGCACACACAAAUCGGAUUGAUGCUUUGCGACGAAGGUCAUCGUCUAAAGAAUGGAGACAGUCAGACUUUCAGUGCCCUGAACAGUCUAAACGUCUCAAGGCGGGUUAUUCUAUCUGGUACUCCGAUCCAGAAUGAUCUGUCCGAGUACUUUGCUCUUAUUAGUUUCGCCAAUCCAGACCUAUUAGGCACCCGGCAGGACUUCCGCAAGAAGUUCGAACUUCCGAUCCUACGAGGCCGAGAUGCCGAUGCGUCUGAAUUGGACCGGAAGAAGGGCGAUGAAUCAACAGCUGAGCUGCUCAGUAUCGUUAAUCGGUUCAUUAUCCGCCGAACGAACGACAUUCUGUCCAAGUAUCUGCCGGUCAAGUACGAACAUGUCGUUUUCUGCAAUCUCGCGCCAUUCCAGCUCGACUUAUACAACUAUUUCAUAACGAGUCCAGACAUUCAAGCGCUUUUACGUGGCAAGGGCAGCCAGCCUCUCAAGGCUAUCGGCAUGCUCAAGAAGCUAUGUAAUCACCCUGACCUGCUCAAUCUCUCCGAAGAUCUUCCCGGGUCUGAGCAAUACUGGCCAGAUGACUACGUACCGAAGGAAGCUCGAGGUCGCGAUCGAGAUGUGAAACCCUGGUAUUCUGGAAAGAUGCAGGUUCUCGACCGCAUGUUGGCCCGCAUUCGACAGGAUACCAACGACAAAAUCGUUCUGAUUAGCAACUACACCCAGACUCUUGAUCUCUUUGAACGAUUAUGUCGAUCGCGAACCUACGGCUGCCUCCGUCUGGACGGAACGAUGAACGUCAGCAAACGUCAGAAGUUAGUCGACAAAUUCAACGACCCGGAUGGUGAUGAAUUCGUUUUCCUGCUGUCCAGUAAAGCAGGUGGCUGUGGUCUGAACUUGAUUGGCGCCAACCGAUUGGUACUCUUCGACCCGGACUGGAACCCGGCUGCUGAUCAACAGGCUCUUGCGCGAGUUUGGCGUGAUGGUCAGAAAAAAGACUGCUUCGUGUACCGUUUUAUUGCGACGGGCACGAUUGAGGAGAAGAUCUUUCAACGUCAGAGUCACAAGCAAUCGCUCUCGUCUUGCGUCGUGGACUCGGCCGAGGAUGUCGAACGUCAUUUCUCACUCGAUAGCCUGAGGGAGUUGUUCCAAUUCCGAGGAGACACGAAGAGCGAUACGCACGACACGUUCAAGUGCAAGAGGUGCAAGCCUGACGGCAAGCAGUACAUCAAGGCCCCGGCGAUGCUGUACGGUGAUACCAGCACAUGGAAUCACUUUAUCAACCAAGGACUGAAGCCGAUUCAAGAUCUACUUCUUCGUCAAGAGUGUGGUGAGAAGGAGGUGUCGGCAGUUUUCCAGUACAUUUCGCAUUAAAGGGGUUGCUGUUGCAUCGGUGGUAAGAAGGGUUGUCAGGGAUCGUUUGCACUAAAUGACUAGAGCGCAAUGACCGAUACGUUGCACAAAUGCCAUUUGAGAGAGAGCUUCUACGUGAUACGACAUGAGCAAGGUCUGAUGAGUUCGGGAGGCGUUGCAUUUGCACAGGCAUUAAAGAGAAGCGUGAUUGCUUCAAAGACUAGGAGGCCGGCGUUAGGUAGAUUAUCAGGUAGCUUCCGACAAUAAGCUCAUGGAAAAUCACAUACGUUAGCCUAAAUAAGCUAUUGACGUAUGUUUCUGUGGACAAUAUAAACAAGAGGGUUGUAUUGGUGAUG
Messenger RNA from Pseudomassariella vexata, 2882 nucleotides. Its product is annotated as DNA repair protein rhp54. The coding region runs from base 130 to 2547 and encodes 805 amino acids. Gene Ontology annotation, biological process: reciprocal meiotic recombination; double-strand break repair via synthesis-dependent strand annealing. Gene Ontology annotation, cellular component: nucleus. Gene Ontology annotation, molecular function: ATP binding; DNA translocase activity; hydrolase activity, acting on acid anhydrides. The transcript has 2 exons. Lineage: Eukaryota; Fungi; Ascomycota; Sordariomycetes; Amphisphaeriales; Pseudomassariaceae. The record is from RefSeq and is a predicted model, not a curated record.